Molecule: messenger RNA, 4312 nt
Organism: Labrus bergylta (ballan wrasse)
Lineage: Eukaryota; Metazoa; Chordata; Actinopteri; Labriformes; Labridae
Product: probable G-protein coupled receptor 149
Biological process (GO): neuropeptide signaling pathway
Cellular component (GO): neuron projection; plasma membrane
Molecular function (GO): neuropeptide binding; G protein-coupled receptor activity
Source: RefSeq, a predicted model, not a curated record
GUAAACGGCGAACCAAGCAGCACAGCUCCCAGAGGCUCCACAUCAAGGGAACCGGGACGCUAUGGGUUACGCGCGCGAUUUCUAGAAGAACCGAUAAGAAUGUUGCUUUGUGUCUUUCCCAUCAUCUCUCCUGUCUGGAUUUUAGAAAGAUGCAGCGCGUGUCCCUCCGUUUUUUGAGACUCGUCAAACUUUGCUGGCUAGGGAGUCACAUUUGACUAAACAAAGUGCCAACAGAGACGUAGAAGUUAAUUCAUUGAAAAUGUCAACGACGCAGUUCAGCUCCCCGGCGCCCAACCAGAGCUACCCUUCGCCGGCCACCUACGAGAAGACAGACCCCGCGGGGAUGGAGAGGCACAUUCGCCUUCUUCUUUUCGGUUUGUGCGUAACCAUCGCAGCCGCUACCUUUGUCGGAGGUGUGUAUUCUCUGCUCUCUCUCCUCCGGAUGAGGAGGAAAACCUCCCUGUCUCUCAUUGUGGCUUCCAUGUCAGUGGACGACCUCCUCAGUGUGGUCCCACUCUCCUUAUUCACGCUCCUACAGUGGGAGACGGAUGGAGGUGGAGGGUCGGGCAGUCUGUGCACUUUAUCGGGACUUCUCUACGUGUUCCAGGGUGUUUCAAGUAAUAUGAAGGCGUGCCUCAUAGCAGCCUACACUUUUUAUGUCACAAAGAGAUUUGGAGUGCUUCAGUCAGUCCGCCGGCCCCUGAGGGUGAUGUGGGCCGUCGGCGGUGUGUGGGCGGUCAGCUUGACAGUCAGUGUGUUACCUUUGUGCGGAUGGGGCAGCUUUACGCCGGCCUCUCUCGGGUGCUUCCCUGAGAGUGACAGUUUUUACAUCCUGCUGCUUUUCACUUUAUAUUCCCUGUGUUUCUGCGGCUUGUUAUUUUUUUUUAUCCCGCUCACCUAUCAACUGCUGUGCUCCAGAGAGCCCCAGAGGACUCUACUGUACCCCGGCUACUUGGACAUGGCGAGGGGGCUGAGUGGCUCCGCUCCUCUUUGCGAUCUCCAGUCAUUUUCCCGGAACAGCCUGGACAAAAGUUUCGGUGCGUACAAUGAGCUGAGUCCAAGUUCAUGCGGGACACAGCUGAGAGAGAAAGAAGACGUCGGACUGUCCCCGUUGUCCCUCAACGGGCAGAGGACUGCUGCUGCCGUCGAGGACACACCAGUGGUGUUUGCACAAAAGCGUUUCUCCAUGAUCCUGGCGGUGGUCCGAAUCAUCUUAUGGAUGCCGAUAAUGACUUUGGUGCUGCUCCGCCAUGCACUGCAUGCACGUAACUCCUCCCUGGAGACUCUCGGCUUCUUUCUGACUCUGCUCGCCCCUGCGGUUACUCCACUGUUCGUGCUAUCUGAGCGCUGGAUCCACAUGCCGUGUGGCUGCUUCAUUAACUGCAAACAGGAUCCAAAGCAGGAACCCUCAGAGUUAAAAAGAAGAUUUGAGUUCAGCCUUUCCUUCCAACAAGGCUAUGGAGUGUACAAACUUUCACAUGCCACCAUGCCUCACAACAGUUCCCCCCUGGAGAAGCCUUCCUAUCACAGCCUGUUUAACUGUGGCUUCCCCAGUACCCGCCUUGAUGCACUUGAAAGUGGCGGCCUCUCAAGCUUGGGGCCCAGUUUUGAUUUCAGCACCCCCUGCCCCGUGGACAGCUCCUCUCAUGCAGACCUGCUGCUGGAAGUUGGAGCCGAUGGAGGAGAGGCAUUGGCUGAUUGUCCUUCGCUUCCUCAUCAGAACCACGGAGAUGAUGAAGGGGGCUUCCGCUGUGUCCCUUUGCUGUGUUCUCAUCAGGAUCACAAUCUCACGGACACUUCGUCUGUGUUCGAUGGGGCUGAGAGGAGGCUGUCGCAUGAAGAGUGUCGGAAAAUUGAGCUGACAGACUGGGAGUGGUGCCGGAGUAAAUCAGAGAGAACACCCAGACAGAGGUCAUCAGGUGGUUUGUCAAUCCCCCUGUGUGCCUUCCAGGGCACCGUAUCCCUCCAAGCACCUACAGGGAAGACCCUCUCUCUCUCCACCUAUGAGGUCAGCAGUGAUGGACUCAAAAUCUCCCCAAAUAACGCCAAGAAGGUUGAAGUGUAUCGCUCCAAAUCGGUCGGCCAUGAGCCCAGUGCAGAUGACCCGGCAUCAGGAGGCCAUGCAGAAGACGUAAAUGUCAAUAGCCUGGGGAUGGGCAUGGAGAUCGGAAUGGGCAUAGGAGGCGGCGUGGGAGACACAAAUGUCAAGAUCCACCUUGAGGUUCUGGAAAUCUGUGACAACGAGGAGGCCAUGGACAGCGUCUCCAUCAUCUCUAACAUCAGCCAGUCCUCCACCCAUGCCCGCUCGCCAUCUCUACGUUACUCAAGAAGAGAGAACCGCUUUGUCUCUUGUGACCUGGGCGAGACGGCUUCCUACUCUCUGCUCAUCCCCGGCAGCGGCAAUACAGAAUCCGAGACCAUCAAUAUCACUAUACCAGACACCGUAGAGGCGCACCGGCAGAACAGCCGACGGCAGACGCAGGAGGGCUCGGGGUAUCAGGAGGAGAUACAGCUGCUUAAUGAAGCCUACAGAAAGCAAGCUGGAGAGAGAGAAGAGUGAUGUUAAGGUUUAUCUCUAUCAGGAGGGGGCUGCAAGAGUUCCUCUCACAUAGAAGGAUGAAAGACAAAUUUCCUAAUCAUUCCACCUUUUUUUUUUAAAAUUCUGAUCACCACUUUAAUAGAACUGACAGGUGAGCCAAAUAGACACUUAGCUUCAAGCUGUUAUAAUAGCCUUUCACUUUCUUUGGGUAGAAUCAUGAGUGCACAGGUAGCAUCAGAAGAUUAUAAAGAAAGAGAUUUGAGUGUAAAAAUAGGAGGGGAGAAAUAAUGGCAAACAAGAGAGAUGAAGCCAAAGAGGAAUGAGAAACAGUAUUCUAGUGAUCUGUAUUCCCUUCAAGACUUUCACCAUAUGGCAACCUGUCAUCAUAAAGCCGACACUGAAAGAGAGAAAUUCACUUAGGCUUGGAAAAGGAGGGGCCGACGUCUGGUCACAUGUUUCCUCUGGACUACGUCACCAGUGACUCAGCUGUGAGGGGAGGGCUCACCUGACCCCUGUGUUCUGACUCAUUCCCCCGUGUGUGUGUGUGUGUUUUUGUGCAUUUGUGUGUGUGCGCGUAAGGGUGUAAGUAUGACAAUAAUGGUUUUUGAUUGCAGCUACCAAAAAAAAUAUAUAUUUUGAGGAUUGUUUUGCAUAUUUUUCUCUUAACUGUUGUGUGUUUUUUCUUUGGAUUAGCCACUCUGUCAGUCAUAUCUGGCUUGUCGUCAUGUGUUAAUUCUGCUGCACUCGUAAUGAACAUAGACCACCACCACCCAUGCUGAAAAUCUAAAGGGACAGGCAAUGCAUUUAAGAGAGAGUGCACAAGAUAUUAGAAGAAGAUGUAAAAGGGGAUGCUUGUGCAGAUUAGAUUUUCUGCCUCGUGCACCUUUAGUGCAAAUGAAAUGAGUGACAGUUUGCAUAUUUUACUAUAUUAUAGAAUAGGCAGCAUAUGAAUGUACAUUCCAGAGCCACUUGGAGAUAUUGUGUCUCUGCCUGCUCAGCUCACUGCCCAUCCAAUCAGCAAGCAACUGGACCCCUCUCACUUUACAUGAAAUAAAUGCAUUUAGAUGUGGAAUCUCAUUUUCAUACAUAGCACAGUUUAUUUCAGUACUGUUUAUGAAUUAUAACAUGGACUUUGUAUAUUUAUUUGAAGCCAAUGAAUAUAUUUAUCUUUUUCAUAGAUUAUAUCGGUCUAUCCUUUCCUUAUAUGCACAUAUCUCUGAGUGUUUCUAUCCAAUCGCAGUACCAUAGUUAUUUCAAAGCAACUGUAAAAGAUAUAUUUAUUUCAUUUUUCCAUGGUGACGUCUCUUAUGUUUCCUCUUUUAUUGCUCGAUCUUGAACACAACCUUGGUACUUUGUGGACUUCAUUUUUCUGGCAUUUAAUUUAUACUUUAGCGCGCCUACUUCAUCAGUGGCGACAUGCUCCAUCCUCCUGAAAGAAUGUUGUCAUUAAAGAUUCAUAGCAGGAAAUUGCCUCCAACGAGAUUGCAGUGCAUUUCUACUUCACAUGCUCAAAGGGGGAAAAAAAUGUAAAAGAAAAUACCAUUCAUGCCAAUGACUCACACUGAUUGUAAAGCUGUUUUCAAUGUCAACCAUUUCUGCUGUUAAUGGAGUCAAAGGUCUUUAGCUGAGCUUUAUCUCUCCAGACGAACAGGAGUGGAAGUAAUUUGAUCUUCUGCUUAUUUUCACUUAAAAAAAAAAAGAAGAGGCUUCUUGUCUGGCAUUCUCAUAAACCAUUGUGAUCAAUAAACUGCUAUUUGCUCUCUUUGCAGGACA